GUUCGAGCGGGCUCUUUGACGGUUGGGACGCGAAGAGGGACGGCGGCAAGUGCUCGGGGGAAGGAGAGCACAGUGUCGGCUGCACCCCGCGAUCAGCCAGAGCCCGGGAGAGGAGGUGGGAAACAAAUAUAAUCGCGGCCAGGUAAGAAAUUAUCUUAGAAAAUGCCACUCUAUGGUAAAAUCGUAGUCAUCAAGCGUACUGGAGCAGAUGGAUAUAAUUUUCCUUUGACGUCAUCUUCAUGCUUGUUUGGAAGGAAAACUGACUGUGAUAUCCGUAUCCAGUUGCCACAUGUUUCAAAAGAACAUUGUAAGCUUGAAGUAAAUGAAAAUAAUGAGGUAAUUUUAACUAAUUUGAGUGAAGUUAAUCGAACACAUUUAAAUGGCAAUGUUGUGCUUCACUCUGAACGUCUAAAGCAUCACGAUGUGUUCACGGUUAUUGAUCGUUCUUUCAGGUUUGAGUACCCUUUGGAUUCAGUGCACAACACUAGCCCAAGAAAAAGACGGAGUUUGUCAAAUCUGAGAAACGAAACUUUACAAGUUCUUCAUGUUCAACAGGGAGUGGAUGAUUGUUCACAAUCUUCUGGUAAUGAUCAUCGGUCUACAAGUGGACGCAAAUCUGAUGAAAUCCUUGAAGCACCAACUAAAUCCACAAAGGCAACACCAAAUGAAAAUGGUGAUUCAGCUCCAAAAGCUGCACGGAAGAGAAGCUCCUCAAAGAUUCUUAACAAUGAGCAACCUGCUGAUGAGGAACAUACAUCUCCUUUUUCCAAACUUUAUGAAAUGUUCAAGCACGAAGUCACAAAGCCAAUUCCGGUUAAACCAAACAAAGAAAACAGUGAUAUAUCUGAUAAAGAAAGCAGCACUGACUUGACAGAAGAAGGUAGUGUUGUGGAAAAGAAAUCUGAUGCCAUGGUUUCUCAGUUUGGCAAGAAUUCCCAAACAUCGCCAAGCACAAUUCGAGUGUCUGGGAGGAGAAGCAAAGUUAAGCUAGAAAAAGGAAAGAUGAAAAAAGACAACACAUGUGAAAAAGUUAACAAUUUGGAGUUUUUGUUAGUUGAGGGUGACGUAUCUGCCAAACCAACUGACUUUAACUGUGCCAAACAAAAUAAUAUUUCUGAAAAACUAAACAAGUUUACAGAUAAUCCCUCUUUUGGGGCAAAUGCUACAUCAUUUACAUCUUUUGAAGUAGGUGUUAAAGGGAAGGAUCAAAAUCACCUGCCUCCUAAAUGUGCACCAAACGUAAAACAAAAGAGUCAGAAUUUUACAACUCGUAAGUCAUUAACAGUAGAUGAAGCUAAAAAGAAAAUUCCGGAGAAUCUUGACUUUUCAAUGGAAAAAGGAAUAGGUGUGAAAACUGUUGAAAUGGAGCACAUACCUGCUCAUGGAGACAAGGAAAGGGCUGAAACCCCCAAGAAACGUGGCAGAUCAUCACUGCGUAACAACAAAACUGUACAACCUCCAGAGAUUCAGCCAGAUCAAGUUGAAUCCACAAAUGUCACUGAGCUUUCAGUUGCACAAGUGGUAGAUAUGAAACAACCAUCUGCUCAUGGAGACAAGAAAAGGUCUGAAACCCCCAAGAAACGUGGCAGAUCAUCAUUGCAUAACAAUAAAAUUAUACAACCUCCAGAGAUUCAGCCAGAGCAAGUUGAAUCCACAAAUGUCACUGAGCCUUCAGUUGCACAAGUGGUAGAUAUGAAACAACCAUCUGCUCAUGGAGACAAGGAAAAGGCUGAAACCCCCAAGAAACGUGGUACAUCAUCAUUGCAUAACCAAAAUAUACAACGUACAGAGAUUGAAACAGAUCAAGUUGAUUCCACAAAUGUCUCUAAGCCUACAGUUUCACAGGCAGUAUAUAUGAAACAACCAUCUGCUCAUGGAGACAAGGAAAAGGCUGAAACCCCCAAGAAACGUGGUAGAUCAUCAAUGCAUAACAAUAAAACUAUACAACCUCCAGAGAUUCAGCCAGAUCAAGUUGAAUCCACAAAUGUCACUGAGCCUUCAGUUGCACAAGUGGUAGGUAUGAAACAACCAUCUGCUCAUGGAGACAAGGAAAAGGUUGAAACCCCCAAGAAACGUGGUAGAUCAUCAAUGCAUAACAAUAAAACUAUACAACCUCCAGAGAUUCUGCCAGAUCAAGUUGAAUCCACAAAUGUCUCUGAGCCUUCAGUUGCAAAGUCAAAAGAUAUUUCAAUAGAUCUGAAAGGGGUACCUGCUCAUGGAGACAAGGAAAAGGCUGAAACCCCCAAGAAACAUGGCAGAUCAUCAUUGCGUGUCAAAACUAUACAACCUUCAGAGAGUCAAGCCGAUCAAGUUGAAUCCAUAAAUGUCUGUAAGCUUUCAGUUGCAAAACCACCUGCUUCAACUAAACUGAAAAGAGACACCACUCCCUCUUCACUCCGUGUGCGCAACAAUAGAAGGGAAAGUAAUUGCCCAACUGAAGCAGAAUACUUGGAGAAGACUUGUACGUCUAAUAGUCCACACAGGUUCUUAACUAGUGAACAAACUGAGAAGGUGGUAAGGAGGGAUCAUAAAAGUCCUAUGAAUACCACCACUGAACAACUGGGCCAGUUUUCAGCUGCAGAUGUUGGAUUCAAUCUGAAUUGUAGUAGCAAAGAAUCCUCUUCAUUUCCAGGUGCUAUCCUUCAUUCAUCUAAAAAGCGUAGAAGUGCAAAUGAAGAAAAUGUUUAUGCACCAAUUUUUAAACGAAAGAGAGUUUCUUUUGGUGCAAACCUGAGUCCGGAGUUGUUUGACAAACGCAUGCCACCAAGCUCUCCCCUCCGAAAAGGAGGCACUCCAACCAGAGUGAGCACACCAUUUCGAAGUACUCCACGUACAGUAUUGAAAUGUGCGACCAGUGUAGGAAUACACAGUUGUACGAUUCAGGAAUUCAAUGAGCAAACUGAAAAUGAUCAAAUAAGUCCCAGACGUUCUCGCACCCCAUCAGAAGAUUCUUCCAGGCAAACCAAGAAAUCACCUGCCAAAAUUUCCUCACCAGUCAAAGAGUCUUCGUUAACAACUGCUAAAAAGUCACCAGUAAAGGGGUCACCCUUAGUCAAGACACCAAUGUCAAGCAAGAUAGCUCCUUUGUCAACAACACCACCCUCUUUGUCUUCCAGCAAGAAGUCAUCUGUUGCAAGACCUCCUUCACAAAGCAAGUCUCCCUCAUCCAUUACCAAGAAGUCAUCUGAUGUUAAAGCAUUGCCAACUUCGUCACCCAGACAAUCGGUAGCCAAUAAAUUGCCAAGUUCAAUUGAUGAAAGAUCAUUUGAUUGUUCUCCACGUACAUGUGGACGUUUCUCAAUCUCACAUGUUGCCACCCCCUCGUUAAACCGGUCAAAGUCUCCUCGCUUUACACCAACUUCCCCUGAUGUAGACCUGUUCGGAAAAUCUGAGGAGAAAACCGAUUUAAUGGCAAGCUCUGGGAAAAGUUCUUCCAGAAAGAGCACCAGACGAAGUGGUUUGUUACUUGCAGCAUUACGUACCAGAAGACAGUCAGGAGCUUCUGCUGCCAAUUUAUUUGUGAAAAAAUCAUGGGCACAGAUAGUGAAGGAAGGAGUGGCAAAACCUCAGUUGCAGUGUGCAAGAAAGAAAUCUGCUGUGGUGCAAAAACGGACCAAGAAUACUGUCUCUUUGAAAGCGACUCCUGUUCAUUCAGUGAAAGGCCACUUUAGUACUGGUCAUGCUGCAUCCCCAGCAACCAUAGUCAUUGGAAAGUCACAGCCUACUACUAUUAAGCCAACUGGACAGGUUCCGCGGGUCAUAAGAAUUGUUUCACUGAGACAUAAAGACUAUGAAAUGGAUGAGAGUUUGUCAGGCAUGGCUGAAAUGUUUAGUACUCCAACAAAUGAAAAUGUGAGCACACAGCCAGUACGCUUAACCUCAGAUAUUGUUGAUAAUUCUCAAACUGCUCUGGCCAACCCAAUAGCACAGAAAUCAUUCGAAGAGUCCAUUAUCAAAACACCCGAAGAAACUGGUGUAAUGGCUGUCUCACCAUUAAGUACCCCUGGUCAAAGUAGUGGAAAAUACAGCAAUUCAGUUUCGCGUUUACUGAGAUGCAGAGUUGAUUUCUCUUCUGGUAUAAAUGAUCUUUACAAAAACACCACAAAAGUAAAAGGCAAGCCUGUGGAAGAUAUGGUUGGUGUAAAAAGAAUCAUGAAAACUCCCAAAGUCAAAGGCAAGCCUGUGCAAGAUAUGGCUGGUAUUAAAAGGAUCAUGAGGUCUCCCAGAGUCAAAGGCCAGCCGGUGGAAGAUAUGGUUGGUAUUAAAAGGAUCAUGAGGUCUCCCAGAGUCAAAAGCCAGCCAGUGGAAGAUAUGGUUGGUAUUAAAAGGAUCAUGAGGACUCCUAGAAUCAAAAGCCAGCCAGUGGAAGAUAUGGUUGGUAUUAAAAGAAUCAUGAAGACUCCCAGAGUCAAAGGCAAGCCAGUGGAAAAUUUUGCUGGGCUGCCUAAGCUCAUGACUGAAACUAAACAAAAAGCAGAAUCUCCUGGAGUAAACUAUGUUGGAAUAAAGAACUUAUUUCAUACUGUGAAGGAGAUGGAAAGCUGUGACAAGACGAGUUUGGAUGAAAUGUUUUCAGCUGCUAUAAAAACUGAAGAGAGUCCAGAUUCCAAGCUGCAACCAAGUUUACAGAGAAGUGCAAACAAAGAGACAACGAAUAAACUACCUAUAUCACCUGAGAAUAUGAAUAGUGUUAGACAGAUAAUAGAAACAACAGAAAAUAAAUUGAGCCAGGUUGUAGAACAUCACGAUGACUUACAAUCAACAACAAAAAAAUCUUCCAGACAAACCUGUGAUAAUUCAAGUCUGACAUCAGAUGUUAAGGUGUCUAGAAAGGGACAAAUUCAGACUGAACGUGUGACCUCUCCAUCUUCCCAAGAACUGCAAAUGCUACAACCUGAGCAGUUUGAAACUUCUCACAUGUUUGAAACUAAAAGUGUUGAUUAUUUGGAGAGCCAAACAGCUGAAUCUAAAGAUGGACAAGCUGUAUUGAAUAAAUUAAUUUUACCAGCAAGGAGAUCGUUAAAAGGAAGGAAGGAAGGAAACGAAAUUGGUACAAAAGAAUGUCUAAUGACAAUGAAUGCCACACCAAAUAAGAGCAGAUAUUUAGUUGAAUGCAUAGAGGAAGUAAGCAAAAUGGUUUCAACCAGGAAAUCUUUAGCAAAGAAGGAAUCUAAUGAUGUUGAUGUGCAGAUGUCAGUUGCAUUGAACAAGACCACACCAGAUGAGAAAGAAUCUCCCCAUGAGCCAAUUGAAGAAGUAACUGUGUUGAAGCCACAGACGCGGAGAUUGUUGAAAGAAAAGGAUGAAAUACAACCGAUUGAGUCAGAAGAUUUGUCUGCCUCAACAAAAAGGAAGAAAGUUCACAGUCUGAUAACUGAUGAGAAAAUAUCGCUUAGAUCAAAUAAAGCCAUGCCAGGGGAAAAAGAGUCUCCCCAAGAGCAAAUGGAGGAAAUAAAUGUGUUGAAAUCGCAGGCAAGGAGAUUAUUGAAAGAGAAGAAUGAAAUUCCACAGGUUGAAUCAAAGCAACCGUCUGCCUCAACAAAAGGAAAGCAAAUCUGCAACAAUCAAGAUGUUGAUGUGAAAAUGUCACUUAGAUCAAAUAAAACUACUCCAGGCAAAGGAGAUGCGCUCCAUGAUCAAAUUGAGGAAGUAACUGUGUUGAAUGGGAAGAAUGAAAUUCAAAAUAUUCUCAAUGUUCAAUCGAAAGAAUUGCCGAGCAACAAUGCCACUCCAAUUAGAAAUGAUUCUCCAUGUAAAGCUGAGGAGUUGAACAAGCUAUUUUCACCGUUAAUUAAAUCAUUGAGAGGGAAGAAGAUAGUUCAAAAUGUCAACAGCACUGAAGAUGAGACAGAAGCCCAAAAUAUUCAAGACAAUGAAGUAACAGACCCUUCUACUUCAGCAAAGACCUACAGGCGAGAUAAAAGACAAAUUCCAGUGCUACAAGUUGAAGAGAUGGUGCACAAAAAUUCAAGGAAGAGACUUCAAAGAAGAAAGGUGGAAACUGAAAUUAUCGAAGUUACUGAACUGAAAAAUUUGCCUAUAGCAAAGACCUCAAAAGAUGAGAAGGAAACUCAAUGCAUACAAAAUGAAAAAUUAGACAAUUCACCUUUGAACCUAGCAAUGCAGGAAACUAGUAACGUCCAAAAUGUCGAAUUAGUGAUGACGAAAAAUGAAUGUGCAUCAUCAAAAACCUCCGUAAACGACAAGGAGGUUAAAGACCUUCCAGUUGAAGAUCCAAAAGUGCUUAUUACAAAAGGAAGAUCAAAGAGAAGGAAGAAUGUUGAAGAACCUGAGGGACAAAAGCAACUUGGUAGAACAGAUGGGUACACGAGGAGAGGAACACGCUGUACACGUGCUGAAAUCUUAAAGGACUCAAAUGUCUUACAGGAUAAUUUAAGAAAUGAGGAAGUGGUAGAUAAAGAAAAUGGAGUUAACUCUGAAAAUCUAAAAUUACUUGAAAAAGACUUGGCUUGUUCCAAAUCCAGAUCCACACGUGGAAAGAGAGGACCGCAGGAUUUUCUUUUGGAAGAAGUUGGACAGGAAUCUGCUCUGGCAAAGAAAUUGCGAAAAGAAGAACUUGAUGAAGCACUAUUAAAGAAAAGUGUACACUGGGAUUCUAACAUUGCAUCUGCCAAAUUAGAUGGUACAGUAGAGAUGUUGCAAGAUAUAUUUAAGAGAACAGAGCUUCCUGUACUUGAAAGAAAGUCACGAAGAGGAAAAUCUGCAAAAGAAGUAAAUCCACAAACUUCGUUGGAGUCAAUAGAAAUACCAGGUAAAGCAGUACCUGAGCGUGCAAGCAACAAAAUAAUUGCUGAUUCAUGUGUAAUUCCUGAAUCACCUGAACAGAAAGGAAGGCCAAAAAGGGGAAAAGCUAAUGUCUUGUGUGAAUCAAAGGCAUUCACUAAAGAUAAAUAUGAAAAUGCUAAGGAAGGAAUGUCUGCAACAAAAAAGACCCGUCAACAUAGUGAAUCAGUCUUAAAGCCAUCACCUACAUCAAUAAGAAGACCACUAAGAGGAAACGCUAGACUGAAAUUAACUCAAAUUGAGGAAGAAAAUGUAAAAGAAUUGCCAUCUAGAAAAUCAAAAAGAAACAUAGCAGCGCAGAAAUUAAUCACAACUAAUGAUGAAGAGCAACAUGUUCCAGUCAGUGGGACCUCAGGGCAAGAAGAACGUAAAAUGGCUAUGGAUUCAUCUAAGGCAAAGGUGAGAGAUGUGCAAGCUGCUAAGCAAACUGCAAAUAAAUGUGAAAGUAUUAAUGAAGCAGCAAAAGCCUUUGAAGUGAUGAGUGAUGCUAAGAAAACUGAUACAGUAUUGUCAGGUGAAUGUGAAAUCAAAGAAAACACUCGACCCAAGAGAGGUGUUAGAAAGGGAAGAUCUGCAAAAGAGAUUGAAACAAAAAUUGAAGUGGAAAAUGCACUUUUUGAAGCUGCAGAACAACUGAAUUUGUCAAAGACAACUUCAAAAGAAGCAACUCAAACUGAGGAAGGUAUUCAGAAAAAAAAAUCUUUUGACAAAAAGCUGCCUAAGCCAGUUACUAAUGUAAACAACAAAACAAAAAAUGUUAAGAAAGAUGCUGUAUCUGUUGAGCAAGCAUUUUCAGAUGAAGGGCCACAAAUUGAAGAAGCAGUUGACCCUGUUCUCAGAAAGGGUGGCCGUGGAAGGGUUAAAAGAAGCACUUCAGCUGUUAUCAGUCAGGAGAUGAGCGUAAAUGCAACUGGAAAGAAACAAAUCACAGUAAAUUCAGCUACUGAAUCUGAAAAGACCAAGACAGCCAGAAGAGGACGAAACAAUGACAAGGAAACUGCUAAUAUGAUUGUUCAAGUAGACAAAAAUGAAUUAAUAGAUAAAAGGAGGAGACCUAACAUUGAAAUGCGAACAAAUGGUGCUGAGGAGAUGCAUUCCAGGAAAGAUGAGCUGAAAGAUAAUGGCAAAGCACAAGAUCCCAGCUUCCAGUUAGUGGAAUCUGCAAAACCAGCUCGGAGAGUUACGAGGGCAAACAAAUCUUGUGAGCCUGCAGCAAUAGAACCAAUUUCAGAUCAGUCAGUUGUUAGUGCUUCACUUCAGCCAGCACCUUUAUGUUCAUCAAAAAGAACCCUCAGAGGAAAGCGUGCUAUUACAGAAACGACCGAUUUAUCUCCCAAAAAAUCAAAAAUUGAAACAGUGACUGGAAAUGUAAGAAACCAAGGCAGAAAAAUAGGCAAAGGAGAUGGUUCCCCAAAAAUCAAACUUGCUGCCAUGCCACAACCAGCUAAGCCAAUGGGGCGUUCUACUAGAUCUCGAAAAUAGAAAACCCCUGCAUCCCGUCAUAUUCUUGUCACGUAUUUGCAUGUAUAUUUCAGAAAUUGCUUUACAAUUGGUUUUUGAUUUUCCUGCUAUUUUAUUUACUUUUGGCAAGGUUGAGCUUUUAUCUUUACUGUAUAAUUUGUUCAGCAAGUUGCUUCUAGUGCUUGAUGGGAAAAGAAAAUAUAUUAAUGCUAUACUGAAAUUUUAGUAGAAGAGCCAAUAUUUUUAUGAUUUUAUAAGUCUGUAGUUUGUGGGAGUAAAUAUAAAGCAAUUAGUUGCAGGGAAGUACUCAUUGUGAUAUGGAAGAUUUUAUUUUUUCUGUAUCUACAUCAACGAUUUGGAUUGUAUAUUGGCAUAAAUUGUAUUUUAUACUCAAAAUUCUUGCAAGCAGUCUAAUUUUACAAUAAAUUUUGUAUCUCUGGCAUAUCUUGUCAUCUUAUACUA
This is a messenger RNA of Chiloscyllium plagiosum (whitespotted bambooshark), 8727 nucleotides long. It is a transcript of the gene mki67, whose product is annotated as marker of proliferation Ki-67. Gene Ontology annotation, biological process: regulation of chromosome segregation; regulation of mitotic nuclear division. The record is from RefSeq and is a predicted model, not a curated record. Gene Ontology annotation, molecular function: DNA binding; protein binding. Gene Ontology annotation, cellular component: nucleus; chromosome. Lineage: Eukaryota; Metazoa; Chordata; Chondrichthyes; Orectolobiformes; Hemiscylliidae.